AUGCAUUCGUUAACAGAGACUAUAACACGUACAGCUAUCGAUAUUUCUGGACGUGUUGGUUCAUUAUAUGAUGGAUGGCGAGAUCAAAUACUUGGAACAUUAGAUAUCAACACCAUAAAAACAUCAACCAUACGAAGCAGAUCUCUGCUAUGUAAAGUUCAAAAGUAUGAUAUGAACAAAAGUCCAAAUCUUGCUCAAAUGAUUGGCAUCGAAGAUGAAUUACGAUUGAGUACAUUAGUGAACUUCGUUCCAAAAAUUGGAAUAUCAUCAAUCAUCGAUUAUCCCUAUUCGAUCAAUAAAUACACUCGAUGUUUUCGUUAUCAUUAUUUAGACCGCAAGGAGCACCUUUUUAAUGAUCAAAAUCAGAUCGAAAAAUGGAAUAAAACAUCGAUGCCCGAUAAUUCUGCAACGCACAUGAUUACAGAAAUAAGUUUCGGUAUUGAUAUCGUCGUUAUUCUUCAAUUACCAUCACAUGAUAAAUUAGUUAAUGAUAUAGAUACUGCAUUAGAAAAAAUACAACAUCAUUUACAAAAUAGUUUGGAAAAUAUGAUAAUAGCUUCAGAUGUAGAACGACUAUUUGAUCAAAUUCUUUUUACAACAGUAUAUUCAAAUAUUCCCAAAUUAGUCCAAAUAGAAAAAUUUCUUGAUCUUUGUCGUAAUUUAAAUCAACUCAAAAAGAAUCCAACGGAUUGUGAACUAUUAAAGUAUCGUCUUACUCCUAUUAAAUGGUUCUUUCUUGAAUAUACUGAAGAUGUUACUCGAUAUUUUCCACUAGAAUCAGAAUUUCGCGAUAUUUUCGAGAACGAUUUACUUCAAUCUUCGAUUGUAUUAAAACAGGCAUGCUCGAGACUAGAUGAGAAUACAAGAAGAUUUCUUCAAAAGCAUCUUGCUUUGCAACUCUUGGAGGUACAUCAACUAUAUUCACAAGGUAAAAUCUAUCAUGAAGAUGUAAUUCAACGACUUCAAUCAUUAAUUAUCACGAUACGUAGUGGUCAAGAGAUAGACGUUGAUAUCGGUCAAAUAUUUCGCAAUGAACCCCAUUUGCAAGCAAAAGCAGAUAUGAUUAAUGAAUUACAACGGCAAGAAUUUGAAUAUUGUAAUGCGGCCGAUUGUGGUAUACAAGAUGGUGAUGACCAAACCAUUAUUGAACAAAAAUUAACUCAGUAUAAACCAUCUCCACGUCGUCAAAAUAUUGAUUUUAUUGAGACUGAUCUUUGUGAAUGGAUAGAUAAACUCAAUCAAUUAAAGGAAGAAAUCAUCAAUCCAGCAAAGGUUGUAGUUCGAGACGCUUGUGCACCGUUGAUUACCAAGAUUCAUGUCGAUGUUUUCGAAACAUUCGAGCUGUUUGAACGUACAUCGGGUAAAACUAUAUUUGAAGAAAGUGGCAAAGUUGUCGUCGUGCAAGAUGGUCCUUAUAAUUAUACAGAAGUGCGUGGAAAAAAUGAAUAUACGACUGGACAUCGUACAUUAUGUUUCAAGAUUGAACAAUUAAAUGGCUGGAGCUUAUUUGGCAUUAUCUCAAAAUCGAGUCCUUUGCAAGAACAUUCCUACAGUUCACCGUCAUGUUAUGGCUGGUAUAAUGGUGAUUAUUUCGUCUAUCGCAAUGGACAAAGCGUGGGUGGACAAGGUCAUGAUGCUGUUGAAAAUGAUAUAGUCAAUCUUACAAUCGAUUGUGAUCAUCGACUAAUUCGAUUGAUAAACGAACGGACAAACCGUACGCUCGAACUACUCGUAGAUAUUGACAAAUGUCCAUUUCCAUGGCAAUUACAUCUCAAUCUAAAUUUAGCUCCAACUCGCAUUCGUAUCCUUUCCUAA
Rotaria sordida is the source of this 1815-nucleotide messenger RNA. The record is from the annotation of a GenBank genome assembly. NCBI's taxonomy places the organism in Eukaryota, Metazoa, Rotifera, Eurotatoria, Philodinida, Philodinidae.